AUGGCCCUGCUUGCAUUGGCAACUGCAUAUUGCGAGUCGGUGAUAGCUAGUAUAAUUCAAUGCUUGGCAAGAGCCCCAAGGCCCCAAGCAAAUGCCACAUUUGCUUCUAGAGAAUGGCUUGAGAAUAGCAGCUUCCGCAUCAUUGACUCUUGCAGUUUUGGCACGGCUGAGCAUCGCCAUUUUGGGAAAAGCCGGGUACUUUCCAGAUUCUUUCCUCGGAGAGCUCGUGGUUCCAUUCCCUGCCCCACCGAAGUCUUGGACCUCCAGUCUGGUAGCCGUGGCAAAUCCGCCUUUAUCGAUUGUGGUUUGAGAGCAGUCACGACCUUUUCGCAGUUCCAUGUUGUGUUGCUCCGCGGGCCCAAAGGUUUGCUUACAAGACAGACUUGGAGCGUCCAGUUUUCGCAUGGUUUGGCUAGAAAUGCCAACUACGCAUUCAAAUUCAAGAGGAAACUUAAGAGGAAUUGGCUCGCAGACAUCCCUGCUAGCAGCCUUGCACUCCUUUCGAUCCACAUUGAGAAAGCCUGUUCUCGCAUCGAAUGCUUGGCCAGCAGCUCUCAGAUUUCGCUUGUUGAGCACGUAGUGAAAGGACCGAAUGCGUGUGCAGAUUGGGCCGCACUCUUCAAAGGGCGUGAGGUCACACUUGCUUUGCCGUGCCCUGCAGUGGUAUCCAGACCUAGCUAG
This is a messenger RNA of Durusdinium trenchii, 681 nucleotides long. The record is from the annotation of a GenBank genome assembly. NCBI's taxonomy places the organism in Eukaryota, Dinophyceae, Suessiales, Symbiodiniaceae.